AUGAGUCCGUCGAUCCGUAGGACUGGUGGGCUGGAUGCUGAGCGGUUGGUUACCCCGGCCCAUCGGAACUGGCCGGAGCUGACUGUGGCCGCGGCCGCCCCCGGGGCCGCCAGGAUGUGGAUGGCGGUGGUGAUCGUCUCCUUCGUGGCCUCGCCGCUGUCAGGGAGCCCGGCGUCCCCUGGAGCCGUGAGCCGGGGGGCCCCGCUGGCCUGGAUGCCCGGCGGGGGCGAGCGGCCCUGCCAGCGAGCGUGUCGGGGCCGAAGCGGGGGUCCGGCCCAGGCAGCGCCCGAGCUCCAGGGAAGGAACGACAACGGCCUGCUGCCCCCUGCUUUGGCCCGCAGCCGACGGGAGGCGCAGACGGGGACACCGAGGCCCGGCCCGCGGCCACCCACUAGGACUCCCGUUGCCGUGAGCCCUUCCGCUGAACUCUCCCCAGGAGCGGGGCAGGGGGCCACCCCUCCCGUUUCCUCACCCACAGCUGGGACCUCGGCCCGGCCUCCUUCCCAGCCCCGCCCCAGUGACGAGAUCUUCCUGACGCCCAAUGACACGGGGUCCACCAGCGUGGCACCAAACAGCUCAGAACCCACCAGUACGGUGCCUGGUCUGGUGCCCAGCACAGUGCCCAACCACACAGUACCAGACAGCUCAAUGUCCACCCUGUUGGCACCAAACGGCACAGUGCCCAAUCCCGUGCCACCAAACAGCACGACGUCCAGCCCAGUGGCACCGAACAGCACGGUGCUCGUCAGCGUGACGUCUAGCCACUUGGCAUCAAAUGGCCUGGCAUCCAGCCCCUUAGCACCAAGCAGCACAGCACCCACUGGUACGACAUCCCCUGCCAGCGUGACAUCCUCCUCCAGCCGGGCACCGAGUGGCCCAGCUUCCGGCAGCCCGCCUGCUACCCCCUGGCUUGGGAGCACCCGUCCCGGGUCCUCGCCGGGCCCCCCCGCUGAGACAAGCGGCGUCUCUAGUACGAGGGCAUCUGCCACUCCAGCCCAGGUGACCCCUGCGUUGACUCUGACCUCUCUCCCCUGGCUUCCGUCCCCCGGGCCCAGGACCCCCGCACUGGCCUCCCCCUCCUCCGCCAGCUCAGCGCCCGACCCAGGGACCACCCCAAAAGCUUCCCCCACCUCCACGGCGCCCGCGACCCCUGGCCCCCCACUCUCAGACGUCCCUUUCCUGGAGGCCCUGGGGCCCCCCCGGCAGGAAGCGGUGGACAAGAACCUGCUGGUGGGGCUGCUGCUGCUGGGGCUGGCCUUCCUGCUGGCCGCCCUGGUCCUGCUGGCCGUGCAGGCCUACGAGAGCUACGAGCGCAAGGACUACACGCAGGUGGACUACCUGAUAAACGGCAUGUACGCCGACUCCGAGCUGUGACCCGUGGCCCCCCCAAUGGAGCGCGCCCCGGACCACCCCGGGCCGGGCGGGGGAUGCCGUCGGGUAGGCCCGGUGGGGACAGUUCCCCUUGAUGGGCAUUUGCCUGUCCAGCCCCGCGGCCGCCCCCGCCGCUGCAGUGGCGUCCGAGCCUGCCCCCUACUCCCCGCUCGACCCGGAGCUCUGGGGAGAAGGGAGAAGGGGGACUGUCCGCCCUCCCCGGCUGCCUGCCCCCACCUGAGUGGUGUGAUCAAUUUUGAAUAAACACCCGGGUCUGGUCACCUGCUGGGUGAGCCCACCUGCCCAGCCCUCUCAGUCUAGACCUGUGCGGUGUCCCGGUGCCCGCCGGGGUCCAUCCUGGAUCGGCCAAAGGCCAGGAAUCCCUGCCACCCCCAGGGCGGUGGCAGCACCUGAGAUCCGAACAAAGUCCAGGGCUGAUCCCGGACAGGACAGGGUUCCCGCUAGCCGUUGGCACACCUGGGCCCCUUCUGCCACGCCCCUCCCAAUGUGUGCCCGGCCUCUGCACCACCCGCCUGUUCACUGGGGGCCAGCCCUAGCCUCCCUCCCACACAGCUCAGUGUGGCACCAGGAGGGCCCCGGGCCGCAGGGCCGACCGCUGCAGCCUCCCCCCCGCCUGCUGUUCUGCCUUGGUGAGGCCCAUCUUCCUGCUGGCACCAAAGCUGAACCGUGGUUGUGGGGCCCGGGGCCCUGGCCAUUCGAAGGUCCUGGCAUUUUGGGUGAGGGAGGAGAUGGUAUGGACAGCUCGGGUGUGGGGCCGGGGGGGGGCUUUGCCCCUGCUGGGUCCCAGGGUAAUAAAGUCUGAACCCA
Molecule: messenger RNA, 2199 nt
Organism: Tachyglossus aculeatus (Australian echidna)
Lineage: Eukaryota; Metazoa; Chordata; Mammalia; Monotremata; Tachyglossidae
Gene: C22H11orf24
Product: chromosome 22 C11orf24 homolog
Source: RefSeq, a predicted model, not a curated record